Messenger RNA from Centropristis striata (black sea bass), 2050 nucleotides. It is a transcript of the gene mapk13, whose product is annotated as mitogen-activated protein kinase 13. The coding region runs from base 91 to 1182 and encodes 363 amino acids. Lineage: Eukaryota; Metazoa; Chordata; Actinopteri; Perciformes; Serranidae. The record is from RefSeq and is a predicted model, not a curated record. Gene Ontology annotation, cellular component: nucleus; cytoplasm. Gene Ontology annotation, molecular function: ATP binding; MAP kinase activity. The transcript has 12 exons. Gene Ontology annotation, biological process: protein phosphorylation; intracellular signal transduction.
UAUUGGAGCAGUGUUUUUCUUUACCUUCUGAACAAGUGACAGGCUUACAGGAGGAACUUUGUUUUCUAGCUUCGCCGUCUCCUCUUCAUCAUGGAGGCUCGGGUAAAUUUUUCCCGUGAGGAAAUUAACAGCACGGUGUGGGAAGUCCCGGAGAAAUACACACGGCUCAAACAGAUAGGGACCGGGGCGUACGGCUCGGUGUGCUCAGUAAUAAAUGAGAAGACUAAAGAGAAAGUGGCCAUCAAGAAGCUCCACAGGCCCUUCCAGUCAGAGAUCUUUGCUAAGAGGGCCUACAGAGAGCUCCGGCUGCUCAAACACAUGAAGCAUGAAAACGUGAUAGGACUUAUAGAUGUGUUUUCACCUGCCACGAGCCUUGAUGACUUCCAGGACUUCUACCUGGUGAUGCCUUACAUGUUUACUGACCUGUCGAAGGUGCGAGGUCAUCUCACAGAAGACAAAGUCCAAUUUCUUGUCUACCAGAUGCUCUGUGGACUCAGGUACAUUCACAAGGCCGGAAUCAUCCACAGGGAUCUUAAACCUGGAAACUUGGCUGUUAACCAAGACUGUGAACUGAAGAUCCUGGACUUCGGGCUGGCUCGCAGCACUGACGCAGAGAUGACAGGCUACGUGGUGACCCGUUGGUACCGGGCACCUGAGGUCAUUCUGAACUGGAUGCACUACACCCAGACUGUGGACAUCUGGUCUGUGGGCUGUAUCAUGGCAGAAAUGAUCAAUGGAAAAACCCUUUUCAAAGGGAGAGACUACAUGGACCAGCUGACUCAGAUCAUGAAAGUGACUGGAGUACCUGGACCAGAGUUCAUACAGAAGCUGGACAGUCCAGAGGCCAAAACGUAUGUUAAGGCUCUUCCUCGCUAUCCCAGAAAAGAUUUCUCAACGUUGUUCCCCAGAGCCAGUGCAAAAGGUAUCGACCUGCUGGAGAAGAUGCUGGUUCUAGACGGAGAUGAGAGACCCACAGCCGAGCUGGCUCUAGAGCACCCGUACUUCGACAGCUUAAGGGACCCUGACGACUUACCUGAGCCUGCAGCAUACGAUGACAGCCACGACAACGCCACAUUGUCCCUGGAUGAGUGGAAACGGUUAUGCUUUAGAGAGGUGAAAAGCUUUGUGCCGUUCCCACGGCGGGAUUCCAAGAGGAAAAACACUCUGACUAUGUCUCCAUGACCUGAUGAAUGUCUUGCUGCCCCAACCUACACAGUACACAGCCAACAGUGCCCUUGUGUAUUCAAUCAUGGAUUCACUCUAUUUCUUUUACCUUGGAUAUGUUUAGAUUUUGAUCCAGUGGUCAGAAGAGGGAUUAUAUUAAAACUGUCACACCUUUUUUGUGCAAUUGUUUCCUAAGUGUAGAUUGCUCUUCAUGUUACAUAUUCCCUAUAAGUGAAUUGUUUCGUAAAUGUAUUAUGACCAGGAUUAACUGUAAGGUUUACUGUAAUAUUGUUUUCCAAUUAAACAAUAAGAUAUGUACAAAGUUCUGUUUUUGCCCAAGAAAGACUGGCCUAACUCACCCAACUAAAAUCUAAAAUAUGUGCAGUCUUGUAAAUUAUAAUUAAGGGAUGAUAUCAGGGUUUUGCUAUUAAACAGCCUUAAAACUCCUUACCAUGAAAUAUUCCACAAGAGGAGCAAUUGCUGUGUGAAAGUCCCAAUGUGUAACCAGUGUCAGCUGGAAUAUGUGACCAUGAAGUGUGUGUGUGUGAUGCUGGAAGCAAGUGGUCAUUUAUUCUUGUCUCUGCUUUUAUCACUUUGUGGUUCCAUAUUUCACUACUGUAAUGUAUGUAUAUAAUAUAGCAUAGCUUUACACAAUUUCACCUGCAAACCCUUGUGGAUUUUUCUAGUGUGUAGCAGCUUUUGAAUGUGUUCUUGACUGAGCUGGCACAUUCAGAGGCUGCUGUGUGGUUUAUAAUAUUGCACAGAGGUCCUUCAUUAGGGUUAAGGGAAUUCUGCCUAAUUCAUUGUGUCAUCUGUUUUAACAGGCAUCCUGCACUUGUGUGUGUGUGCAUGUGUGUACACAAAUAGAAUAAACAAUUAAAUCCAU